Juglans regia (Persian walnut) is the source of this 354-nucleotide messenger RNA. RefSeq names its product metalloendoproteinase 5-MMP-like. Gene Ontology annotation, biological process: extracellular matrix organization; proteolysis; collagen catabolic process. Gene Ontology annotation, molecular function: metalloendopeptidase activity; zinc ion binding. The record is from RefSeq and is a predicted model, not a curated record. NCBI's taxonomy places the organism in Eukaryota, Viridiplantae, Streptophyta, Magnoliopsida, Fagales, Juglandaceae. The coding region runs from base 1 to 354 and encodes 117 amino acids. The transcript has a single exon. Gene Ontology annotation, cellular component: extracellular matrix.
AUGAGGCGAGUCAAAGUUGAGAAAGCUGACGUAGUUAUCGGAUUCAACAAAGGAGAACAUGGGGACGGGCGGCCAUUCGAUGGGAAUGGUGGGAUUUUAGCUCAUUCUUUUUCUCCCACAAUCGGUGCGUUGCAUUUAGAUGCGGAUGAUAAUUUUAAUCAUAGACCCAAGAUAGGUAAUAAUGAAUCGGACUUUGUGUGGGUCGCAAUGCACGAGAUAGGGCACAUUCUUGGACUAACCCAUAGUUCAGAAGAAAAAGCCAUUAUGUUUGCUUAUGUGGAGGAUGGAUUAACCAGGAGAGCUUUGCACCAAGAUGAUAUAAUGGGCAUACAUGCUUUAUAUCCUCGUGAAUAG